Molecule: messenger RNA, 2302 nt
Organism: Vanessa atalanta (red admiral)
Lineage: Eukaryota; Metazoa; Arthropoda; Insecta; Lepidoptera; Nymphalidae
Exons: 5
Coding region: 1-2118 (705 amino acids)
Source: RefSeq, a predicted model, not a curated record
AUGGAAAAUAAAAAGUCUCCAUCAAAUAAAAAAUUAAUAUCUAUUCAAGAAGAAAAAUUAAUACGUCAAGUCGAUUACGAUUCUAUUGCGGAAUCUUCAACUCGUUUACCUAAAAAGUUAUUUCUGGAAAUAUUUCGAAAGGGGUCCUCUUGUAAGAAUCCAUCUCAAAAAGUACUUGUGUCUAUAAAACCAAAGUCUCCAGCGAUCAAAACUUUAUUUUUAGCCGAAAAGAAUAAAUUCCAGUCAAAGAAGCAUUCUACUAAAGCGGGUUCACGGCUUGCUUUAGGAGAUUAUUCAUCGCUUACAUCUCAUUAUAGCGACAAUGAUUCAAACACGUUGAAUUCAACUGAAUCUAUUAAUUAUUUGUACAGAAAUCGUACAAGAAGCGAAAUUAUACCUAAUAGGGCUUCAACGACUACGACAAGAGAGGAUAGUACCACAGGAAUUUCAAAAUGUAUAAACACUGAGUCUUCAUCUGUUUGUCCUCCUUUCUAUAAGAACCAUUCUAAGCAACAUUUUACCGAAAAAUGCUAUGUUUAUACUCAACCACAAUUUACCAUGACCAUCCCCAAAGUAUCAAAAACAUUUCAAAAUAAUAAUAGAAGAUCAAACAAAACUGAUAUUGGUACCUUUGUAGUAACUAAUUCCUCUUCUCAAGAUAUAUUAACCUCAACUGAAAACAUAAAUAAUUUAAAUAAAAGACUAGAACAACUGGAAAGGAAAGUUCUCAGACAGCAAAUGUUAUUCCGUUCUAUUGAUCCUAACAUUUCAUUGUCUUCAUCAGAUGAAGAUUCCAAAGCUCGCACAAUGAAAAAGUCAUCAAGUCACGGGCGACCUGGAUGUAGUUAUGUAGAAUAUAGUCAAAUACCUGAAACAUCAGCAUUCCAGAGAUAUUCUCAGCAGCCUGCUCCUUUAUCGGCCAGUAAAGCUACAACCAUUCAAAAAGAACACAAUUCAGAGCAAUAUGGUCGCGAUUUUACUUUGUAUGAUGGCAUUACAGCAAGAGGUAGACGUCAAUGUGCAUCCGUCCCUUGCAAAAGAGACGAUGGGCCGAGAAUAGCUGCAGAUAGAGUUCACAAAAUAAGACACAAACUUAAUCCAGUCCGAGAUUAUAGACUUAUGGAUACAGUCCAUUAUUUGGCUCAAGGUGAAUUUGCUCCACGUGAUGACGGAAUAAAAUUGACACCUUCUCGAGAGGCAGUUUUGAGUGAUAUAAUAUGGGAAGAUGUUUGUCGUACUCAUUGGCCCAAUACUAGACUAGCGCGUCGGCUCGCUCACUCAGAAAGAUACGGACCAAAAUCAGAAUUGCAACGUUUAAUAGAUAGUCUACUCAGAGAACGAGUAGCUCAUGUCGAAAGGCGAAGACGACGACACUACCGAAUUGUUAAAUUAAACCAUCGUCACGAAAAUUGUAGACCCAUGGGUAAAACUGGAGAUAUAAUAGUUGCUAGUCACAAGAAAAUACCUUGUAAUGACGAUAAUGAUAUAGUUAACGGCCAUACAUAUACAAGAAUUUCAAUGCAAGAAGGGCGACAUAAGAAAGCUUUAAACCCUGGUAAGACUCAUACAAGUCAUGACCCUGUUCUUCAAUCUGAAAUAAGACAAAGGAAACAAUUCAGACAAGAAGACUGUCCACCGGGACCUAGUUAUUCAACACGUCAUUCCCGAACAAACAGAGAACCUACAUGCUGCUACCAUACAUCAAGUCCCUCAAAUCAAAUGGGUAGCUCGAAACCAGCAUCUAGUUCUAUACGAGGAAGUAUUAUGCAAGACCUAACAAGUGAUAGCAGUAACACCAAUGGCAAAGUUCGCCAAAAGAAUCCUCGUUUAGUAAUUAAAAAAAAAUCAUCAAGAAAGAAAUAUAAAAAUGAAGAACCUAAUCUUGAACAUUUCAUUUUAUUACCAACUUUGGUAGUUAAAACUCCAUCUAACAUGAAGCGCCAAAAGAAAUUCAAUGAACUAUAUCAUCGAAUACUUAAUGUACAGUUUAACAAAGCCAAAGCCGUUAAUAAGGAAAAUGAAGAUUUAAAUAGUAAUCAAAAUAAAAUAGAAUAUGGUCUGAAUAUCAAUGACGCAGUACCAAACAGCGAAGAAAGUAUUAAGAAAAAUAACUUCUGAAACAGUUUAAUUUUUAAUUUCUUCUUUUUUAACAUACUCAAAUUAUUAGUUUGAUUAUCACCAAUAGUAUUUGUUUACGAAUUCGCGUAAGGAGAAAAUAACAAGACCUUGAUAGUCUUUAGUUUACCACUUCAUCGCAUCAUUUUGAAAAAUGCACUGCAUAACUAAUUUACAUAAUACAAAA